Messenger RNA from Solanum dulcamara, 522 nucleotides. RefSeq lists its product as uncharacterized. Bases 1 to 522 code for a protein of 173 amino acids. The record is from RefSeq and is a predicted model, not a curated record. Lineage: Eukaryota; Viridiplantae; Streptophyta; Magnoliopsida; Solanales; Solanaceae. The transcript is spliced from 2 exons.
AUGGGGCGACUUAUUGACAUUGUUCGUGUUCAAGAUACUAGUGCUUCAUCUCUAAAGGAGGCAAUUGUUAAUUUACUUGCUCAACAAUCUUUGAGUUCAUCACGUGUGCAUGGACAAUGUUAUGAUGAGGCAAGCAAUAUGCAAGAACUUAAUGAUUAUUUUGAUGAGCUGAGUAUCGAUUUGCUUCAUGGAAUUGCUUGCUUAAAUCCAAUUAACUCAUUUUUAAGUUUUGACAUCAAAAAAGUAAUGAGAAUGGUGGAAUUAUAUCCGGAUGACUUUGAUGAAUCUAAUAUGAGUUCUCUUGAGAAUCAACUUGCAAGUUACAUUGUUGAUGUUCGUGAUGUUGAUGAAAGGUUCUCCGAUCUAAAUGGGCUUUGUGAUCUUUCCAAAAGAUUAGUUCAGAUAAAGAAACAUUCUAAUUAUCAUUUGGUAUUCCGCUUAGUGAAACUUGCUCUACUUCUAUCAGUUGCCACUUUCUCCAUUGAAAGAGCUUUUUCGACAAUGAAAGUUUAUCAAGAAUGA